CACUGAGUCCCCAAGAGCUCACAAUCAUGUGGCGUCUCCUUUUCUUGUGUGCGAUCUGUGUCCCUGAUGCUCUGGGGCUCAGAAUCUGCUCCUUUAAUGUCCAGUCCUUUGGGGAGACCAAACGGGACAAACCUGCCGUCAUGAAUGUAGUGAGAAUGAUCAUUUCCCGCUGUGACAUCACACUUCUGAUGGAAAUCAAGGACAGCAGUGACACCGUAAUCCGAUCUCUAAUGACACAACUCAAUAGCCAACCAGAAACAAGAAAUCAAUUUGAUUUAACCAUCAGCCAAAGACUCGGGCGCAAGAGCUACAAAGAACAAUAUGGUUUCAUUUAUAGGAAGAACUUGGUGUCAGUGAAGGAAACAUAUCAAUAUAUGGACUUGCAGCCGGGAGAUGAAGACGCUUUCUCUCGGGAGCCCUAUGUGGUUUGGUUUCAAGCGCCCAGCACUGAUGUGAAGGAGUUUGUGAUCAUUCCCCAGCACACCACACCCGAGGCCGCCGUCCGGGAAAUCGAUGAACUUUAUGACGUUUACCUUGAUGUCAAAGAGAAAUGGGACUCGGAGAAUUUUAUUUUCAUGGGAGACCUAAACGCCGGCUGCUCCUACGUGCCCAAGAAAUCCUGGAAGAACAUCCGGCUCCGGAAUCACACGGAGUUCGUUUGGCUGAUUGGGGACAAUAAAGAUACGACGGUGAAGUCCAGCACCAACUGCGCCUACGACAGGAUUGUCGUUGUUGGUGACAAGCUCAUCAGCUCCAUUGUACCGACCUCGGCCUCUGUGUUUGACUUUAUGGCUGCGUACGGACUGACAGAAGAGCAGGCUCUAGAGGUGAGUGAUCACUUCCCUGUCGAGGUGCAGCUGACGGAAUCAAAGCGUCUCACUUCCAGGAGAAAGAUAUUUAUGGAGAGGAAAUAAGAUCUCGUGUUGCACAUUUGCUAUUGCCGGAGCCAACAAGGAGCAGUUAUUACUUCUUAUCUUUAUAUCUGAUAAUUAUGGGUGUGGGCACGUGGGAAAGGGCCCGGGGCUCAGGGUUAUGUUGCUACGGAAAUGUUUUGUCAUCAGAACUUAAUGGCGUCUCCCAUUGUAAUGUGAAGUCUUCUCUGCUCUUUGACAGAUUCACCAGUCUGAAGAAUAUAUAGGGGGCAGGAAGGUAUAAACUGUCAAUUAGACUCAUUUGGGCAAAGUUGGCCAUUUAUUUGCUCCCAUAGAACAAUCCUUGUCCAGCCCCCUUAAAGAUUCCGCCUCUGGUCACCCCCUCUUAGCUCACAAAUCCAGACAUAUGGUUGGACCGGUCAUAGAUUGAAGAAUUUGAAAGCAAACAAAUACAUAUUGACCCAAAUUUCACCAGAACUCCAGGCUGGGCUGAGGCCAGAGCUUGUUAUUCUGGGUGUUAAAGGGAAAAUAUUAUCAUCUUAAAAAGAUUUCAAAUGACCCAAUAAUAAUCAGAAUUAUGUAUUUUGGUGUUACAUAAAUGAUCAUGUUUGAAACGUU
Messenger RNA from Xenopus laevis (African clawed frog), 1490 nucleotides. RefSeq names its product Deoxyribonuclease gamma-like (gene dnase1l3.L). The record is from RefSeq and is marked provisional. Gene Ontology annotation, biological process: DNA catabolic process. Gene Ontology annotation, cellular component: nucleus. NCBI's taxonomy places the organism in Eukaryota, Metazoa, Chordata, Amphibia, Anura, Pipidae. Gene Ontology annotation, molecular function: catalytic activity; nuclease activity; DNA binding.